Molecule: messenger RNA, 1217 nt
Organism: Podarcis muralis (Common wall lizard)
Lineage: Eukaryota; Metazoa; Chordata; Lepidosauria; Squamata; Lacertidae
Gene: NOP16
Product: NOP16 nucleolar protein
Biological process (GO): ribosomal large subunit biogenesis
Cellular component (GO): nucleolus
Source: RefSeq, a predicted model, not a curated record
AGGAACGCAAUCGAGUCUGCCGAGUCCGCAGAACUACGUUUCCCAUCGGGCAUCGGGGCGACGCUCCCAGAGGCUCGGGCUUCUUCUACCUGUAUUAGAAGCCGCGCGUGGCUGGAUUGCUGCGGCCGAUAUUCCGCUGAGUCGCCGCGAUGCCGAAAGCCAAAGGGAAGAGCCGGCGGCAAAAGUACAACUAUAAUGUCGACCGCAAGAAGCAGAACAGGGCUUUCCGCAAGCGCGCGGCGCCCCGCAUAAAAUGUACCCAAAUCCGACAUGCCUGGGAUAGGACCAAAACUGUAAAGCAGAACCUGGCAGAAAUGGGCCUGGCUGUUGAUCCAAACAAGGCUAUACCUAUUCCGAAAACAAUGCAACAGAUGCUGAAAAUGGAAGUGGAUGGACAAGAAGCAAAUGUGAAAACUGUGCGGAAGCCAUAUGUACUAAAUGAGUUGGAAUCUGAGGCCAGCCUCCCAGAGAAGAAGUCAGAGACGCUCUCCCGAGAUCUUAUUGACUAUGUCCAGCACAUGAUCCGGAGCCAUGGUGAAAACUACAAGGCUAUGGCACGUGAUGAGAAGAACUAUUACCAGGACACACCAAAGCAAAUAAAGAGGAAAAUCAAUGUAUAUAAACGCUUCUACCCUGAGGAAUACCAGACCUUUGUUGCCUCUCUGCAGCCAGAGAAGAUGGAACAGCAAUGAUUUUACUCACCAAAGAAAUGGGCAGAAGCAGCUGCACCUAUAUUAAUUCAGAUGCUACUCUGCCCUCAAGUGACUUCUGGUCAGGGACUGAAAUUAUCUAUAAUUGUGCCCUUUGAAGAGAGAAGAUGGGAAGGUGUUUAUGUAGAUGGGACUUUGUCUGACCUCUAAUUGUUGAAGAGCCCUUGCUGCAUUCUGCUUGCACCAUCUUAGCUUUGGGAUAGAUCCUAGUUGAAAUAAACUUCUUUCCCAAGCCCCGAGUCAGUAACAAAGCACAGCCAAAGGAUGUUUCCUGUCCUUGCUGUGUGAGUGACAAGCAGCUUUGCCAAACCAUCUGGAGAACAGGUGGGGAAGACUGUCCUAAGGAAAUUUUGGUACAUCAUCCAGCUAUGGAAACAACAAGUCGUGGUAAACCAUUGUAAUCAAAAGUCAGUAUGUUUUCAAGCAUUCUUUUAUGAAGAGUAAAGUAUUUCCCUUUCUUUUAAAAAAAAAAGUUUCUUUUAAAAAUUGGUCUCUUACUAUGGAAAA